Penicillium nucicola is the source of this 975-nucleotide messenger RNA. RefSeq names its product fungal specific transcription factor domain-containing protein. Bases 1 to 975 code for a protein of 324 amino acids. The record is from RefSeq and is a predicted model, not a curated record. Lineage: Eukaryota; Fungi; Ascomycota; Eurotiomycetes; Eurotiales; Aspergillaceae. The transcript has a single exon.
AUGCCGCAUACAAAACGUGCUUGCUACGACCGCACCAGACUCUACUGGCUCGUCUAUAUAUGCGACCACCACUGCUCCCUCAUCCACGGUCGACCACCCCUAACGCGAGAUUUCAAGUCACUGCGCCGACCCCGCGAUUUCCUACAGAGUUAUUUCACAUCCCCAUCUGACCUGAACAUGAUCAGUCAGGUGGAAUUAUGGUCCAUAAGCAGCCGUGUCUUCGACAUGUUCGGCGCAGACAUCGAAUGCCACGUCAUUUCCCAACGACCAGAUGAAUUGUCUCGGUUGAAUAUAAGCUAUGACGGAUGGCGCGAGGAGUGGCUCAGUAUGCUCUCUUUCCCGAAGCCAGCAGGAUUCUCACGUCGUGCCUUCGACCUCUAUUUCCAUUCUGCAAAGUUAUAUCUAUUCUCGCAUGUUUUCCGGGGAUCAUCGUCGCAAUUGGUGUCUCCGUCGCAUGGAAUCAAACAAACUACCGGACCUGCUACGAAUGUGAACACAUUCGUCAACAGCGCAAUGAAAAGUGCGCUUGCCAUCAUUUGCUGUAUAGUGGAUGACACCGACACUGACACCACCAAUAGCAAAGAAUCAUGGCUUGAGAAACUCCCGCCAUACAUCGGGACAAUGAUUGCAUUCGCCUGUGUCUGCCUGGUAAAAGUGUCACGUCAGCAGACACCUAUGGCGUGUGAUAUGCAAGGCGAGGAUAUCCCCGGUUAUCUCCAUCGACUGGUUCGGAUUCUGCGUUUGUCGCCAGUGAUGAAUCAACCUGUUCAUCCUCUUGUUAGUAUUGCUCGGAGUUUGGAGACUGCGACUGCGACUAUGGCUAUGACUGCUGGACAGGAGUAUAGUCAUGAUCCUUCCACGUGGAAUGGGGCACGAGAUGCGGAUUUAGAUCUUGAUUUCGGAGUUUUCGAUAUGUUUACUAACGAAGCAGGUAAUGCCUGUGCUGACAGUCAUGGUGUUUCUUUUUCGUUGUGA